This is a messenger RNA of Aspergillus fischeri NRRL 181, 975 nucleotides long. RefSeq names its product mediator complex subunit MED6 (gene med6). Gene Ontology annotation, molecular function: transcription coactivator activity. Gene Ontology annotation, biological process: regulation of transcription by RNA polymerase II. Gene Ontology annotation, cellular component: mediator complex; core mediator complex. The coding region runs from base 1 to 975 and encodes 324 amino acids. The transcript has 3 exons. NCBI's taxonomy places the organism in Eukaryota, Fungi, Ascomycota, Eurotiomycetes, Eurotiales, Aspergillaceae. The record is from RefSeq and is a predicted model, not a curated record.
AUGGCCGGUCCUCAAGAUGCUUCGUUAGAGGAGAUCCUCUGGCGGUCUCCCCCGCACGUCCAGAUGAUGGGAGGAUAUCUGCAUUCGAAUAACAUUCUGUUCUAUUUCGCAGAGUCACCCUUCUUCGAUGCCACCUCGAAUAACGCCUCCCUCGCUAUCCAGGCCAACUACAAUGAAGCCUUUCGCCAUUUCGUCGAGACCCGCGAAGCCUUUGAAGGGAGGUUGCGGACUAUGCAAGGCCUGGAGUUUGUCGUCGCUUACGAUCCGUUGCAGGCCGCUGCGCAGACAGAUACUCAGUUCGCUCACGAGCCCUCGAACGUAUGGGUGAUCCGCAAGCAGAUGCGGCGAAAGCGCGCUGGUCAGGAAGAUGAGGUGGUGGUCCUGGCGACAUUCUUUGUGGUGGGAGAUUGCAUCUACAUGGCCCCUUCGGUUGCAAGUGUCGUUGGUAACCGCAUUCUCUCUGCUGUCACAUCGCUAACCAGUCUUUUGAAAACCGCCGCGACGCUGCCAAUCUUCACCCCGGCCCAUGGGCAUACCUAUCUACCACCAGCUCCGAAACCCGCUGAUGCCGGUCAACCUGGCGUUCCGUCUCAGCAGAGCAAAGAGAACACGCCCAUGCCCGAUGCAGAGAAUCCCGCCAGAGUUCCGCUGGUGGGGUCGCAGACGGGGAACACUGCUUCUACAUUCCAGGAUACGAGGACACUCGCUGAAUCACUGAAUCUGUUUCUCAGAUAUGAGGACGAGUACAUGGAUGAGAAUCCGUUGGUCGGCGAGCCUGGAUCGUUCAUCAUGUCCAAGGCCAAUGACGUAGAUCGGACGGCGACAGCAAAACAGCCGCCAAAUACGAUCCCUACCAAGAUGGGGACUCCAUUGGUGAGAGUGGAUACACCAGGAAAGGGCCCGGAGAAGGUCGGCACUCCAUCUAGCUCUGAUGAGAGUAGAUUAAAGAAGAAAAAGGGCCAAGUUGGCGGUUGA